Botrytis cinerea B05.10 is the source of this 1767-nucleotide messenger RNA. It is a transcript of the gene Bcpkp2, whose product is annotated as Bcpkp2. The coding region runs from base 204 to 1574 and encodes 456 amino acids. The record is from RefSeq and is a predicted model, not a curated record. NCBI's taxonomy places the organism in Eukaryota, Fungi, Ascomycota, Leotiomycetes, Helotiales, Sclerotiniaceae. Gene Ontology annotation, cellular component: mitochondrion. Gene Ontology annotation, molecular function: pyruvate dehydrogenase (acetyl-transferring) kinase activity. Gene Ontology annotation, biological process: protein phosphorylation; regulation of glucose metabolic process. The transcript is spliced from 3 exons.
GGUAUGCGGAAAUCAAGCUUGAGCUCUAGGCUAUCUAGUACAUAGAGAAGUAAAUAAAUCCCUCCUAAACUUUUCUAGCCCACGAGACAGGUCUUGUAUCCCGAGUACAACUCCAACUUCCCUUCCUCAACAACAUAACUCGCAGAGAUCGAGUUCGGUUUGAGGUGGAUAUUUUCCCCUCCUACACGCAUGGAAUCGUCGGUAUGCUGCGAUUAUUUUCGCAAAAUGCAACCAAAGUGACAAAUUCAACACAUGCAGCUGGGCGUCUACAGCAAUGCUCGAAGAUACAUAUACCACCAUGGAGACCUGCAUCGCCGCUAGAUGAAUGGGUUGCCAAAGAUGCGAGACCCAUUAGUCUGCGCCAACUCAUGGUCUUCGGACGGUCGUUGACUGAAGCACGACUUAUAAGCUCCGCGAACUAUGUGAGAACAGAGCUUCCAACCAGAUUAGCACACCGUAUACGAGACAUGCAAACGCUCCCCUAUGUCGUCGUCACCAAUCCGCAUAUGAGUCAAGUCUACGAGUUAUACUACAAAGCAUUUGAGAGCUUGCGAAGAGUGCGCGAUAUCAAGACACUAGAAGAUAACGACAAACUAUGCAAAGUCAUUAGCACUACCCUACAAGAGCAUCUUACCGUAAUACCAAAGCUAGCAAUGGGCGUGUUGGAAUGCCGAGAUUUAAUGAAUCCUUCGGACAUGGACAAAUUUAUGAACACAAUUUUGCGAUCGAGAAUAUCGCGACGAGUUAUCGCAGAGCAACAUCUAGCUUUAACAGAAACUUUCCAUUCACAGUGGAAUUUUCCCGAUGGGAAACCAGCGGAGUCUGAGUUUGUUGGUGAAGUCUUCUUGAAGUGCAAUGCAAAGGAGGUAGUCGAACGAGUAGGCAAUGAAGUUCAAGCUUUAAUGUCAGCUACUUAUGGCCCCUCCACCAUGAUGCCUGAAAUACGGCUUGCUGGACAUGUCGAAGCUACAUUUCCAUAUAUCCUCAGCCAUCUAGAAUACAUAAUCGGUGAACUACUACGAAACUCCGUGCAAGCGGUUGUCGAAAAGCAGAGAAACGGCCGAAACAAAAACCAACCUCCUCCUCCUAUCGACAUAACAGUCUGCGAAGCGCCCCAACAUGUGAUAAUCCGAGUAUCAGAUCAAGGAGGCGGUAUACCUCGAGAUAUUCUUCCAUACCUCUGGGCAUUCAGUAAAGGACCCCGCAGUAAUCAACGUCUUGAAAACCUCAACCAGGUACCAAAAAUGGCUGCUACAAUGCAAGAACUGCGCGUAACAGACGAAGCGCCCGAGUCGCAAGGAUCCGAAGGAACAGCAGCGAUGGCAGCGACUGGGGGGAAUGUAGGUCCCAGCUCCACAGCACACGAAACAUCCCUCUCUUCACUCACCAGUCGCCCUCCCAAUCUCCGUCUGGGUAUGGGUUUACCAUUGAGUCGAGUCUACGCCGAAUACUGGGCUGGGAGUUUAGAGCUACACAGUUUAGAGGGAUAUGGCUGUGAUGCAUUUUUACAGAUUUCGAAAUUGGGGAAUAAGAAUGAACAGUUGACAACGAGGGCUAGUAUGGAUGCUAUAUAGUAAGACAUGACUUUUGAAUAUACCCGGAAUGGCUUUCUUUGCAUGCGAUGAUGGAUAUCAAUAAAGCAGACUUGCACUUUCCUUUUCCAACUUCACCUAGGCGUUAAAGUUCAUGGGUUUGCGACGGCCACAGUGCACAGGCGGUCAGGCGGUGAUAUACAACACAAGAACUGAAUCAUGAAGAGUAGUAGGA